Otolemur garnettii (small-eared galago) is the source of this 964-nucleotide messenger RNA. It is a transcript of the gene FAM204A, whose product is annotated as family with sequence similarity 204 member A. The transcript has 8 exons. Lineage: Eukaryota; Metazoa; Chordata; Mammalia; Primates; Galagidae. The record is from RefSeq and is a predicted model, not a curated record. The coding region runs from base 129 to 830 and encodes 233 amino acids.
CGGGCUGGUUAUCGGCCGGCUCGGGCUCUGGUGUGGCGGGUCCGUGAGGUCCCGGUGCGGGCAGCUGAGGGAAGUGGCGUGGGCGGCCUCGCAGCUCCUCCUAUGAGCCGCCGGGAGCAGAAGAAAAGAUGUGGAGUGGGCUGCUACCUCCUGGCCUAAAUGAAAGUGAUAUUGAGUCAAAUUCUGAAGAUGAAGCUCCAUUAGAGGACUCUGGACUUAACUUGCAGGAAAAUAAAGAGGAUGGAAACAUUAGAAAAACAGAAACCUUGGAUUUCCCAACAGAUGGUUCAAAAACUGAAACAGAGGCAAAUGUAAAUGCGUAUGAAGAAUGCCCUUCUGGAAUUCCCUUAAAUGUGUGGAAUAAAUUUCAAGAAUUGCAUAAAAAACAUUCUGAACAGAAAAGCUCAACAUCAAGAUUCAGAAGGAAAAAAAGAAAACACUCCAGAAAAGGUAAAUUGAAGGAAGAAAAAGAAACUCCUAGUGAACAGCCCGCAAAUGAAACCCACUGGAAGGAACUUACUCAGUAUUUUGGAGUCAAUGACAGAUUUGAACCCCCUGUUAAAAGGAAAAAAGUUGAGAAGUCAGGCCUUGAAAAGAGGAUAGACCAAGCUGUGGAAGAGUGGAAUAUUGAGAAGGCUGAAGAACUCAGCAACCAGCUAGCCACCCGAGAGCUAGGUGUAAAAAUUGCCAAAGCAGUUGCCUGCCACAACUUCGUAAAAGCCAAAAAGGAGGCUGAAAAUUCACAGGCUGCUCGAAAAAAGAAGAAACUUGCAUGGGGGUUUGAAGCAAAGAAGAGAUGGGAAACCAAAAGCAACAUGGGAUAUAUGUAACUUGCCAGAGUUCUUCAGGACAUCUGUAGACUCAAGUGCUCAGUUUACUGAAAAGAUUUUUCUGCUUAUGUUAAAUUGUAUCAGGAAAUUGGUAGAAGUAGAAAAAAAUAAAAAAAAUGGGGAGUUGUUUAUCA